ACACACACACACACUUAACUCGCAGCAGCGCAAGCGCGCGCACACACUUCCCCCCAGAAGGGUCCAUCAUCUCUUCACUAACUUCGUCCUUCGAAACUUUUCAGGAUGUCGCUGUAUCCAUCCCUGGAAGAUCUUAAAGUGGAUAAGGUUCUGAAGGCCCAGGCUCAGUUUGUCCAGAGCACGUCCCCAGCCAUCACAGAGGAAGCUUCGCAGCCCCAGGCAGCCAGCUAUGGCACAUCCACAGCAGGACUGUACCCAAACUUGCAGGAGCUCGGCGACUACAUGGGCUUGAGCCUCAACAGUGACGAGGUGCAGAAGAACCUGGCUCUUGUGCCUGUUGCUGACAGUCAGGUAGCAGUUCCCUCGAGCACAGGCCUGGGUGGCAUGGUGCGGCCUGUGACAGGGAAUGACGUUGGACUGAGGAGAGCUGAAAUUCGGCCGGGUCUCCGUGAGAUCAUUCUGUGCAAGGAUGAGAGCGGGAAGGUCGGCUUGAGGCUGCGCGCCAUUGACAAUGGGAUCUUCAUCCAGCUGGUGCAGACUAAUUCCCCAGCGGCACUGGUGGGCCUGCGCUUUGGAGACCAGGUCCUGCAGAUCAACGGGCAGAACUGUGCAGGCUGGACCCUGGACAAGGCCCACAAAGCCCUGAAGGUGGCAGCGGAGCACCGCAUCGAGCUCAUCGUGCGCGACAGGCCUUUCCAGCGAACCAUCACUAUGCACAAGGACAGCACUGGUCAUGUGGGCUUUAUCUUCAAGUCAGGCCUCAUCACCUCCCUUGUGAAGGACGGGUCAGCGGCACGUAAUGGUCUGUUGACGGAUCACUACAUCUGCGAAAUCAACGGGCAGAAUGUCAUUGGGCUCAAGGAUUCUCAGAUUAAGGACAUCCUGACCACGUCUCCAACUGCGAUGACCAUUACUGUCAUGCCCAAAUUCAUAUAUGAGCAUAUGGUGAAGAGGAUGUCUAGUGGACUCCUGCGGUCAGCCAUGGACCACUCCGUGCCUGAGGUGUGAGCUUCUGAAAGAGGAGUGGCCCUCCAGACACCAAGGUGGCCUUAAUUCCCAUGGGUUAUAUUAUUUUGGGAAUUCUGUCACUGAAAAUUCACAAUCACCAUAAUGUAGUUCCAAGACACCUAUUGCUGUUCUAGUCCUUCAGUAGACACGUAAUAGUAGUUUUUUCUCUUCAGUACUGUUUACUUGUCUUUUAUAUAAUGGAUCAUUAAAAAGCAUAGUUUUUUUUAUAUAUAUAUAUAAAUAUGACAGCGCACUUUUCACUUUUAACCUUGUGGCCAAUCUUAUGUUGGUACUUCCUUGGAUAAUUAAUUUCAUGAAUCACAAGUGUCAUUUCAGCAGAACUGCCCAGUGGUUGGUUACUUGUCAGGUUAGUCUGCCCAGUUGUUCUGACAGUUUCUUUAGCACAUUCUCUCGCUCCUUUGUUAGAGCAUUUCCCCUUGUUGGUAUAUGACACUUUAGGUAUCUGCCAGCUUCUGUGCAACGAAGGGAAACUGUAAUACUGAAUAUUUUAUGUUUGUUGUGUAUGUGGAAGCAGUUAUGGCUGCAGUUAUUAUUCCUCUUGAGAAGAUCUGAUUUUCUAAAUUGACCCAGUGUGAGUGUUCAGUGUGAGGAAGGGCAGUAUCUGGCCCCCAUCACCAUUUUCCCCACCAGGUGCUUCUUACUCAAAUUUCCUUUUAUUAAGCACACAUGACUGGAAAACAGUUUUGUUUAAUUUUCUUAGGUUUGUCAUGUUUAGGAAACUUUUUUUUUUUUUUUUUUCCCUCAGUUGGCAGCCAAAUUAUUUCUAGUUUUGUGUAUGUAGUUGGCAUCUAUUGUAGAAGUUAGUAAACUUAAUUGUUCAUAUGCAAAUGUAACUGUUGGUCAAUAAAAUUCAUUAUUUAAAAAAAAAAAAAAAAAAAAAAAAAAACUUCUGGGAAUAGCCUUAAACUUUUAUUGCUCAGACUGCAUCAGUAAUGAAGUUCUUGAACUUUGCAAGCACAAAUACUAGUGCUAGUUUACUGUUACCUCUAAUGUAAAGGUUUUGUAACUGCACCUUCAAUUGUGUUUUAUUAAGCAUUUGUAAGAAACCUUAACCUAAACAAUGCAUCUUCAGGGCAAAUUUAUCAAGCUUAGUUGUAAAAUUAAAUGUAAAACUAAAGCAAGGGAUGAUAACCUUGAGAAGCCCUAGAGCUGUCCAGUUCUGUUUCCUAACAAAACAGCAAAUUGUUGUCCUUUGUACAGGAAUGGAGGUUAUUAGUGACCAUCAGCUGGUGAAUGUGCAGGGGGUUUGUUUUUUUUUUUAAAAAAAAAAUGAAUUCUCAAUUUCAGAACAUAUGAUGGUUGAGCUGUUAAAUGAAGAAACAAGUCAUGUUUUCUCCAUGCGGUUUAAUGUAUGGUCUUUCCGUUUACACAGUAUGAUCAUGGCCAAAAAGGUACAUUAAUAAAUGGUGAUCCCUGUAAUGCUAGUAUUGCUAUUAAAUGCUUGGAUUUUAAGUAA
This is a messenger RNA of Scleropages formosus (Asian bonytongue), 2485 nucleotides long. RefSeq names its product syndecan binding protein (syntenin) 2 (gene sdcbp2). Gene Ontology annotation, cellular component: plasma membrane; cytoplasm. The coding region runs from base 106 to 1008 and encodes 300 amino acids. Lineage: Eukaryota; Metazoa; Chordata; Actinopteri; Osteoglossiformes; Osteoglossidae. Gene Ontology annotation, molecular function: protein binding. The transcript is spliced from 9 exons. The record is from RefSeq and is a predicted model, not a curated record.